Talaromyces amestolkiae is the source of this 1623-nucleotide messenger RNA. RefSeq lists its product as uncharacterized. Gene Ontology annotation, molecular function: transmembrane transporter activity. Gene Ontology annotation, biological process: transmembrane transport. The transcript is spliced from 5 exons. Lineage: Eukaryota; Fungi; Ascomycota; Eurotiomycetes; Eurotiales; Trichocomaceae. The coding region runs from base 1 to 1623 and encodes 540 amino acids. The record is from RefSeq and is a predicted model, not a curated record.
AUGGCUGAGCUCAACCAUGGCGACAAUGAACCAACUGCAACGGAGACAACGCCUCUCAUAACAAGAAAAUUCCGUGACGGGCAGUCCAACAUUCUUCCACGAAAGAAGCUUCUCCUCGUCUUUCCAGCUCUGGCGUUGGUUCAUUUCACCUCGUUCAUCGACCAAACGGCAGUUUCUACGACCCUCCCGUCAAUCGCAUCGGCUCUCAAUGCCGGAUCAACCAUUUCUUGGGUCGGAACGAGUUUCCUCACAACGAGUACUAGCAUACAACUUAUAAAUGGUCGUCUUUCCGAUAUAUUCGGGCGCAAAACAUGUCUUAUAACGGCUUUGACCCUGAUGGGACUGGGUAAUUUGCUUUCGGGAUUCUCGAAAACUGCUGGACAACUUUAUGCGACUCGAGCGUUUAGCGGAUUCGGGGCUGGCGCGCUGAAUGCGCUCGUUCAAAUUACCAUUUCGGAUAUCACCCGGCUAGAUCAGCGCGGUUACUACUUUGGCAUACUGGGUAUAGCUGUGGCUCUCGGCAAUGGACUUGGCCCAGUGGUCGGCGGUCUGCUUACCGAGCAUAUAUCGUGGAGAUGGGCUUUUUGGUUUAUUUGUCCGUUGACAAUGGCUGCGGUGGGCCUACUGGUCCUGGUUUUGCCUGGUUCAUCAACAGAAGGCGGCAUUGGCAAGAAACUAAAAAUGGUUGACUGGGUUGGAGUGAUGACUAGUAUGGCAGCUAUAAUACUCAUGUUGAUUCCCAUCUCUCAGGGAGGGUCUGCUUUAGCAUGGACUUCACCAAUUGUUAUCGGGAUGCUGGUCUCUGGUAUCAUUCUUUUUAUCGCUUUCAUCGGGAUCGAGUGGCGGCUGGUAGAGCUACCUAUCCUACCGACUAUGAAUAUCGGAAUCGGAUGGGUGUUCUGGGGCAAUCUUUUCUACAUCCCACUCUAUUUCCAAACAGUACGCGGCAUGAGUCCAGCCACAGCCGGAUCAGUUAUUCUUCCCAUGGUGAUUGCCCAUGGAAUAACCUCUGGGUUAAGUGGAAUUAUCACGGCCUAUUUCGGUCGCUACAAGCCUGUCAUUUGUACAGGAGCGGCCUUUUGGGCAGUCGGUGCAAUGGUGAAAUCUACUUACGGGCAAAGUACUCCUAUUCAGUGGUUCUUCUUCGUUGGCAUCUUUGAGGGUAUUGGCGUUGGGUGUGGACUACAGCCUGUUUUGGUUGGCCUACUUGCAGGAUCUGACAAUGUUGAUCGCGCGGUCAUUACUGGUCUAAGAAACUUCAUACGCGAUAUCGGCGGGUCGAUUGGCAUAACUAUAUCUGGCGCGAUCCUCAACAACGUCCUACAUUCUGGCCUCAAAGGCCGAUUUAGUCCCUCAUUGAUCUCACAAUUGACCUCGUCUGCAUUUUUGUUAGGUGAGUUGGAUCUGUCUGAUGAAGAUAGAAAUGAGAUUAUGGCAGUGUAUAUGCGCGGAUUGAACACGGUCUUUAUUUCGUAUGCUGGCUUGACGGCCAUCAUGUUUGUAGCGUCCUUGUGUCUUUAUGACUACGGUCUUACUGGCAGACGCGAUACAAAGAGACAGGUUUUUUCUCACUUGGAGGAUGGCAACAGGGAUUCAGAACCUGGGGCUGGAAGUAGCGAGUAA